GCCGAAACUCCUUGUGUACUUAGGAUGCUGCGACCUUUUAGAGUAGGAUUCCUUAAUGACCUGGGAACUCCUUGACAUUUUUUGGAGAAUGUGGAGACUCUGUACGUCUUUCUGGGUAAAGGGCCAGUGUUUGGUGCUAAGGGGGUAGUUUGGGGAGCUUUGCUUUAGUCUUUCGUCAGGUCGCCCCAACCUGCCACCAGGCCGGCCCGUCACCCCCUCACCCCGGCAGGUUGCUGCCCCUGAGACCGUCCUGCUGCUGGUGGGGCUCAUGGCUGUGAUCCGUUUCCUGAGGUGCUCUUGACGCCCUAGAACUGGAACUCCUGGGGCAGAACAGUUUCAGAAGGAGCUCUGAUGACCUUGGUGUUGGUGUUGAUGAGAUUUAACUGUAAAGGAACUUUCCUUUCUGAUGGGUAUCCAUUGCAUUUUUAAGGUUUAUCACGAUUCUGUGGCAAGCAUAGCUUUUGAGGUGGCGUAUGGACAUGACAAAGACUUAUGGCUGGGCACAGAUUGGUGUUGGUAUUAGGAGACCUGCACAUCCCACACCGGUGCAACAGUUUGCCAGCUAAGUUCAAAAAGCUGCUAGUACCAGGAAAGAUUCAGCACAUUCUCUGCACUGGAAACCUUUGCACCAAAGAGAGUUAUGACUAUCUCAAGACUCUGGCUGGUGACGUUCAUAUUGUGAGAGGAGACUUCGAUGAGAAUCUGAAUUAUCCAGAACAGAAAGUUGUGACUGUUGGGCAGUUCAAAAUUGGUUUGAUCCAUGGACAUCAAGUUAUUCCAUGGGGAGAUAUGGCCAGCUUAGCCCUGUUGCAGAGGCAGUUUGAUGUGGACAUUCUUAUCUCAGGACACACACACAAAUUUGAAGCAUUUGAGCAUGAAAAUAAAUUCUACAUUAACCCAGGUUCUGCCACUGGAGCAUAUAAUGCCUUGGAAACAAACAUUAUUCCUUCAUUUGUGUUGAUGGAUAUCCAGGCUUCUACAGUUGUCACUUAUGUGUAUCAGCUAAUUGGAGAUGAUGUGAAAGUAGAACGAAUCGAAUACAAAAAAUCAUAAAGCCAGGCCUGUCUUGAUUUUUUCUGUUGUUGUUGUUUCUUAUUAAUUCCCCUGUUCAAAUCAAGUAAUGAAACAAUUAAGAGCCACAAAAUUGUAUCAACUUUUAUAAUAUUUUGCAGUAAAAUGUAUCGUCUUCUGUUAAUACAAUGUCUAAGCUUCUUGUAAACUAUAAGAAUUUAUUUAGUUUAAGUAUAUGAUUUCUAUGAAAAAAUGUCCCCCACACAGUAAAUGGUUACAUGUUAAGAAAAACUUAUCAUUGUAAAUACCUUCAGAGUUGAUAUUUAGAACUUUAUUAUAAAAGUAGUGCAUGAGGGAAAAGAAUCUGGACUUUCUUGUAUACAUUUUUCUCUUCUCCAGUAAUAAAGUUACCUUUCAUUUAUA
Myotis lucifugus (little brown bat) is the source of this 1434-nucleotide messenger RNA. It is a transcript of the gene VPS29, whose product is annotated as VPS29, retromer complex component. The transcript has 5 exons. Gene Ontology annotation, biological process: intracellular protein transport; retrograde transport, endosome to Golgi. Bases 493 to 1053 code for a protein of 186 amino acids. NCBI's taxonomy places the organism in Eukaryota, Metazoa, Chordata, Mammalia, Chiroptera, Vespertilionidae. Gene Ontology annotation, cellular component: endosome; retromer complex. The record is from RefSeq and is a predicted model, not a curated record.